GUGGUGAGUGACUCCCUGGACACCAAGUGCAAGUGCCACGGAGUUUCAGGCUCCUGCUCGGUGAAGACCUGUUGGAAGGGGCUGCCAAACCUGGAGGAAAUCGCCUCUGAGCUCAAAUCCAAGUACCUGACAGCCAUCAAGGUGACCCACCGGCUCGUGGGGCCCAGGAAGCAGCUGGUCCCCAAAGAAAUGGGUGUUGGGCUGGUGAAGGAGGUGGAUCUGGUUUAUCUCCUCAACUCUCCUGACUACUGCACCCCUAACCUCCACCUGGGGUCUCUGGGGACGCAGGAGAGGCAGUGCAACAGGACCUCUGUGGGCAGUGGCAGCUGCGACCUGCUGUGCUGUGGCCGUGGGUACAACACCUACAGGGAGGAGGUGGUGGAGAGGUGCCACUGCAGGUACCACUGGUGCUGCCACGUGGUGUGCCAGAGGUGUCGGCGGGCGGUGGAGAGACACGUCUGCAAAUAG
Molecule: messenger RNA, 468 nt
Organism: Merops nubicus (carmine bee-eater)
Lineage: Eukaryota; Metazoa; Chordata; Aves; Coraciiformes; Meropidae
Product: protein Wnt-11b-like
Exons: 2
Biological process (GO): neuron differentiation; multicellular organism development; canonical Wnt signaling pathway
Cellular component (GO): extracellular region
Molecular function (GO): frizzled binding; cytokine activity
Source: RefSeq, a predicted model, not a curated record